Messenger RNA from Verruconis gallopava, 1504 nucleotides. Its product is annotated as 3'(2'),5'-bisphosphate nucleotidase. The record is from RefSeq and is a predicted model, not a curated record. Gene Ontology annotation, molecular function: 3'(2'),5'-bisphosphate nucleotidase activity. Gene Ontology annotation, biological process: sulfate assimilation. Lineage: Eukaryota; Fungi; Ascomycota; Dothideomycetes; Venturiales; Sympoventuriaceae. The transcript has a single exon. The coding region runs from base 188 to 1375 and encodes 395 amino acids.
AAACAAUUGAAACCCAUCAAUCACACGUUAUAGGACGUCAAUUCAGCAGGCUAGAGCACCUUGCAGUAAUAGAGAGAGCGCUGAGGUUCGGGAUGCUUGUUAAAGCAGCCCAUGCGCAUGCGGUGUCCCAGACUUACCUCACGGACUAGCCUCGCUUUGCCGACAUUUGCCUACCCACAUCGUUCGCAUGGCAGCAAGCAUUAAAGCAUCCAUGCCGCACGCUUAUCGAUCGCUCCACCGCGCCAGUCUCUCCCGAAGCAGCCAAAUUUUUGUUCUCCGCCGUCAAGUCUCAAGCUCAGCGCUCAGGUUCCGCGCGUUGUCACGAAUGUACGAGAGGGAGCUCGAGAUCGCGCGGCUCGCCGUGCAACGAGCCUCCCUUGUCACCAAAAAGAUCAAACCCCUUCUCCAGCAGGACGACGAGGUCAACAAGGCGGACGACACGCCCGUCACGAUCGCGGACCUCACCGCACAGGCGCUGGUCAUUGGCGCCAUUCACCACGAAUUUCCACACGACACCUUCCUCGCCGAGGAGUCGGCCCAGAUCCUGAGGGAGGAUGACGGUCUCGCCGAUCGCGUGUGGAGCUUUGCGUCGAGCUCCUCCAAGUUCUGCGGGAGCCACAUCAACGACAGGCUCUGGUCGCCGUCCAGCAAGGAAGAAAUGCUCGACGUGAUCGACCUCGGAAAGGGCUCUGGCGGGCCGAAGGGACGCUUUUGGAUCCUCGACCCGAUAGACGGCACGAUGACCUACAUGAAAAACCAGCAGUACGCCGUGUGCCUGUGCCUCGUGGAAGACGGCGUGAAGCAGGUCGCCGUGCAGGGUUGCCCGAACCUAUCGCUGGACCGGCUCCCCAUGCACGAGGACUCGGUCGACCUGGAGAAAGGCGGGCACGUCGUGUCGGCCGUGCACAACGGCGGCGCCUACAUCCAGGCGCUGUCCGAGACGCCCAUGGAGGAGCCCAGACGGCUGCCUCAAAAGAACGACAAGAGCAACAUCACGGACCUGCUCAACAUCGUGUCUCAUCUGAGCAGCUCCAUGGACCACAAGAAGGUCGAGGCCAUCUGCAACAAGAUCGGCAUCGGCUAUCCCGGCGUCGACAUCUGGGCGCAGCAGAUGAAGUACAUGGCCAUGGCCGUCGGCGGACACGACGUGAUGAUCAGGAUCCCGGGCUACCAGUCUCAUCGCACGGCCGCGUGGGAUCACGCCUCGGGCCAGCUCAUAUGCGAGGAGAUUGGCAUCGUGAUGACGGACGUGUACGGGAAAAAGCACGAUUUCAGUCAGGGCAGAAGACUGUAUGCUAACUUUGGCGACGUCGCCGCGCCUGCAGCGCACCACCCUCAGAUUUUGAAGGCAGUUCAGGAAGCCAUGGCCUCUUAAGGCGCUGGGAAGGAAGGGAACCAUUGAAGCAGUGCGUGAAACCAAAAAAAAAAGCUGUUCGAUGCGAUUUCUGCAUAUGUAGCUGCUUAAUUCAUGUUUUGUUCGGAGGAUAUGACCACACCUGUUCAA